CGCGAUGUCUGACAUCCAGCCCUGCCUCAGCAUACAGUACAUAGGAAGUGAAGUACGCACACUAACAUUUUCAAACCUAUUAAAAAGACACAAUGAGCGAAAUAAAACCAAAAGAAGCGGCUGCAGCUGACAAAAAGGAAGCUGCGACUGAGGAAAAGGACUGGGCAGCUGCUAAAGCGCACUUUGAAAACUUAAAAUCAACGAAACCGAGACCUCCCAAGCCAAUACAUGCAGUUACUAUCGCCGUUUCUUCCCGGACCUUGUUUGAUAUGGUGGAGGAAAGGAAGAUAUUUGUGGAAGAAGGAGUGGAGAAGUAUGUUCAGUAUCAGCAGGACCACGAGAGUGAGCCGCUGAAACCAGGACCUGCCUUCCCUUUCGUUAAAGCACUGAUGACUGUAAAUGAACGACUGAGGAAGCUCUAUCCUGACAGUGAAGAGCUGUUUGACAUUGUUCUCAUGACCAAUAAUCACGCCCAGGUUGGGGUGCGACUCAUGAACAGCAUUAACCACUAUGAUAUGACAAUUGAGCGAUUCUGCAUGACUGGAGGUCAGAGCCCAAUUGGAUAUCUCAAGGCCUACAUGACUAAUCUGUAUCUCUCCAAAGACUCCAAGAAAGUCCAGGAGGCCAUUGAGGAGGGUAUAGCAGCAGCCACCAUGUUUAAGCCUGAUGUGGAGACUCAGCUGUCUGAGACUCAGCUGCGCGUGGCCUUCGAUGGGGAUGCUGUGCUCUUCUCCGAUGAGUCGGAGAUCAUAGUGAAACAGCAUGGCCUAGACACAUUCUUUGCGCAUGAAAAACAGCAUGAGAACAAACCACUCGCACAGGGUCCUCUUAAGUGCUUUCUGGAGGCUCUUGGGAAGCUCCAGAAGAAAUUCUACGCCAAAAAUGAGCGACUGAACUGCCCUAUCCGCACCUUCUUGGUGACGGCCAGAAGCGCGGCCAGCUCUGGGGCCCGCGUGCUCAAGACACUCAGAAGCUGGGGCCUGGAGAUUGAUGAGGCUUUGUUCCUUGCCGGGGCUCCUAAAGGGCCCCUGCUGCUGAAGAUUCGCCCGCACAUAUUCUUUGAUGACCAGAUGUUCCACAUUGAGGGAGCCAUGGAGAUGGGCACUAUUGCUGCCCAUGUACCAUAUGGGAUAGGACAGAAAUAUAACAAAGGGAAGCUGAUUGAAGCAGAAAAGCAGCAGAAAUAAGAGAUCGGAAGGAUGUUACAGGUCAGCCACUAAAGGAGUUCAUUAUAUAGCUUACACUGUUUAGAUGAAGAUAUCUUCCUUUUACUUGCAACACAUAGGAGCUGCUGUGUAGAAUUAUGUUUUCUAAACAUAUAUUUUUUCUCGCACAAAAACUGCUAAUGAAAUUGUUUUCAUUAGCAAUAAUGCUGGAAAUUAUUUUUUUGUUUAUUAGACAUCUCAAAGGCUUACUGUUUGAUGUUUUGAUACUUUCUGAACUUGUAUAAUAAUUUAUACACUAUAGAUCUAUCUAUCUAUCUAUCUAUCUAUCUAUCUAUCUAUCUAUCUAUCUAUCUACUUCAUGUUUAAUAAUUAUUUAUAUAGAUAUAUAGAUACUAUAUAUUUCUAAGGAAUAUUUGGAAUAUCUGUUUAUGGAUUUGUUUUUACGGCAUUCAUAUAACUAGAUGAUUUGACCUAUAUAUUAAUAAAGGUCUGUCUUAUCAGAUUAAACAAACACUUUGAAAUCUUUUUGGCCAGUAGAUUUUCAUAAUAGAUAUUAUGACUGUUCUGUAUGCACUGUUCUUAUUUUUGAGGAGGAAUGUACGUCACUUCAGAAGUCAUUAAAGUGAGAUUUUUUCUGUGCAAUUCAGGCCGAUCAUCUGGGCAUUAUGGUGCUUUCAGUUGCAAAUAUUUACUGUGGGGAUAUGUUCUUAUCAGUGUUCUCUGGGGUUCAUUUGCUUUCCACACUUUGCUUGUUUUGCAUAUGACAGUUACAUAAUGUGUUGAUGUCUCUGCUUGUAUUAAAAUGAUCAAAAACACUAUUAAUUGGUGUUAAGGUUAUGUUGCAUGUCACUGAAUGAUAAAAUAUUUGUUAAUACUGUUAUGUGAUGUCUUCAUUAACUCCUAAACUCCAGAACGCACUGCCAUUUGUAUGUUUACAAAUGUGACCAAGCAGUUUCACUAAAUUAUAUUUUAUGUUGCGUCGGUUUUGUUUUGUUUUUAGGCUGCUGGGUAAAAUUGGAUUCCAGACCUGUAAUUGUGAUAAAUAAAGGUGUUUAUUUAGAAAAAAA
Molecule: messenger RNA, 2233 nt
Organism: Carassius gibelio (silver crucian carp)
Lineage: Eukaryota; Metazoa; Chordata; Actinopteri; Cypriniformes; Cyprinidae
Product: cytosolic 5'-nucleotidase 1A-like
Exons: 6
Coding region: 93-1187 (364 amino acids)
Biological process (GO): nucleotide metabolic process; adenosine metabolic process
Cellular component (GO): cytosol; cytoplasm
Molecular function (GO): magnesium ion binding; 5'-nucleotidase activity; nucleotide binding
Source: RefSeq, a predicted model, not a curated record